Nezara viridula (southern green stink bug) is the source of this 2421-nucleotide messenger RNA. Lineage: Eukaryota; Metazoa; Arthropoda; Insecta; Hemiptera; Pentatomidae. The record is from the annotation of a GenBank genome assembly.
AGUUGGAAGCUUCCAGUGUUGUUGAGAACAUACCAGUCUGGUUUGUCUCUUCUAGAUAAUAUUAUUUAUUGUUGAGUUAUUAUUGUCACAGCGCUCUUACCAGAUCCAAGAUGGAGUCAGCUACCGAACAGAUCAGCCAGGAAUUGGGUCUUCAGAGGCUUUGGGGCAGGAGGCUCACCUCCAGCAAUCUGGAAGAUGAGGAACUUACCGUACUUCUGGACGACAGGGAAGUCUUCUCAAAUGCGAAGGUUGAUGAAUUUGAAACAGUCAACUCUAAAAGUCGCUCGAGCAGCCCAACUCCGUUAUGUUUCACUAGUGAAUGCUCUGUCCAGGAUGUAUACACACCAUUGCCUGCUAAGAUACCGAGCACCUGUGCCCAGGAGGCCCUCAGGCCCCUCGAAUUGGAUGGGGGCCAGAUUGGUGACAUUCCCGCCAGGUACCAAGUAUUCAACUUGAAGAAGCAUGAAUUCCCUGCCAUUGGAGUCUAUGUUGACCCAAGAAUUGUACCUGGAUAUAAAUACAGAGUGCGCCCUAUUCAAGAAAAGGGCAUCAAGGACAGAUGGCUGUUCAAGGGUGAAGCCCUUGAGCUGCAAAGCAUUGGGCGAGGAUACAGCAGGAGGCUAACCUUUGCUCCCGGUAAAGGGAACCUCAACUCUAAUCCCAACUACUUCUGGGCCGACUCGUCCGAAAUGGGUUUCGCCUUUGAACUGGAAUUGGUAUCCACUGGGGACAAGUUCACUGUCUAUAACGCCUAUCAGGUUCCAGUCGGCACGCUAGAAUUUCUAAAGAACCAGAUGCCUCAAGAAGAGGUAGGCCAUAGGAUUUUGAGUGAUGGUUCUGUGGAGAAAACAGCACGUGUUAAGUCCUUCUGCAAAGUGGAAUGGUACGAAGAGGAGUCAGAACUGAUAGUAGCUAUGAGUGGCAUCGCUGUUAGCGUGAAAAAUAAGCGAGAUGGAAAGGUGAAGACGAAGAUGAUUGGUGUCACCGUUGGCAGUCACCCAAGAAGAUGCUAUUCUCUCACCCCUGGAAUAAACACCAGGCUCAGGCAUACCGUUGUAAAAGGAAACAACAUUGGUGAUGUCCCAACUUCCUACAACAUCAUCGGUCUUGAGACCUAUGAGCUCCCAGUUAUUGGUACUUACAUCGAUCCAAGAAUAGUCCCUGGUUUCCAUUACAGGGUGAGGCCCGCAGCUGGAAAAAGGCGUCCAUUUUUUGGUGGCCGGCCUCUAGAAUUGAAAUCCAUCGGAAUGGGAUAUGGAAAGAGAUUAGUCUUUGAAUCAAAUAGUUUAAAUAAUCCCGAUAACUUCAUGUGGUCCGACUCGCACCCAGAUGGGCUUGGAUUCGAGCCAUCUGCUGUCAGGGCAGGCAUGAGUUUCGAAGUACUUGCUGGCCAGCUGAGGUUGGGCGAAGCUGUCGUCUUCAGGGCAGAUGCUCCCCAAUAUGAAAAGAAGCAAGAAGUGUAUGAGAAGAAUGGCAAAAAAGGAAUUGUUAAAGAAGUUCACGUAGACCUAACCUGCCAGGUGUCCCUUGAUACAACAGGUUCAGAGAAAGAAGUGGAACCUCACACAAUGCGAGUUUCAGGGACCGCAAUCUUAGCUAAAGAACCAGGCCAAAGUAGGGCGAAACUCCUCCGAGUUGAGAACAUUGGUCUGGACUCGCAGUUGAACAUCCUUUUUGCUACUCAAUGGGAUCAGCUCGUCUUCAUCCCUCUAUAAAAAUAAUUUAUUUUCUCCAUUUGAACUCUCAUUUUGUAAGAUAUAUUUUUAGUUAGGAGAGAUUUAUUGAACUCGUGUACUGUAAAAUUUUUAAUUAUUUUAAAAAUCGAUUAAGACUUUUUUCUAUGUGCAAAACGUGAUAUAUAUUUUAUGAAAUAGUAUUAUAGUUUAUGAUGUGAUAAACUAUUUAAAGCGAAUAGCCUAUGUAUUUAUUUUUGUUAAUUAAUAAAAUUGUUAAGCUUUUAUGUAAAACUUGUUUAUCCCUGAAUCUUUACAGAAUUCUUUACUGCAUUUAAAUUAUAUUAUUUAUCAAAUACAAAUAAAUAUAUAUAUACGCUGAGAUAUACCUUGUACCUUCAGGAACACAAGAAAAGAAAAAAGGAUUGAACUAAUCAGAAAGAGCUAUUAAUUAGUUGCCCCAGCGCCUGUGUACAUUCAUGUAUUAAACAAGGUGUUGCAUUCCAAAACCAAUUAGUCUAUAAUCUAAUUUUCAUUACUUUAUUUUGCCGUUUUUGUAUGAGAUCAAGAGUUGAUAGGAUUUAGGUAAAAAUCCACAGUCAUAAAAAAAAAACUGGAAAAUAGAUGUGCUGUUUUUGGAAUACACCGCUUUAUAUACUGAAUACAAGUUUAGUUGUAUAUUGAAUUUCAUUUGAGCAAAAAUAUAACAACUUAUAAUUUAUGAUAAAAUAAAGGAUGUUGAAAAUAA